CAUUAAAAACAGAUUAUUUUCAUUCUUUCAAGUCUCUUAGCUCGUUGUCUAUCACAGAACAGAGUAGAGCAUUUUAUAUACAGGAACGUGCCUUCAACAACAGCAAACUGCUAGUUUUAGACCUGGCAAAGAACACAUUCACUACUAAACGUCUACAUGAACAUGCAUUUUGUGGGCUGGAUCGGUUAGUAAAACUAGAUCUGUCUAAAAGUAAUUUCUUUAAAAUGGAGGAAAAACUAAGUAAAACGUUAACCCCUCUGAAAUCUCUUGACGUAUUGAUGCUGUUAGAUUGUAAUUUACAGGAAAUACCUUCUGUUAUCAGAUACUACCAUAAUCUCACGUAUUUAGAUGUUGGCUGGAAUCUGAUUAAAUCCUGGCCAGCUAAGAUCUUUCAAAGGAACAUUAAAUUGACGGAAUUGAAUGCAGGUCAUAAUUUAAUUCAGACUGUUACAAGUAAAAUGCUGCCUGAAGUGUUGAGGACAAAAUUGAAAAAAAUAUCUUUAAAUGAUAACCCGUUCGUAUGUAAGUGUGGAUUGGUUUGGUUAAUUCGAUGGAUUCAUAGGGAACCACACAAGUUUUGGGGUUAUCCUGACGGCUAUAGAUGUCUGAAUAUAACAGAGAGAAUUUGUCUGAAUAACACUGGAGCGUUCAUCUCUGUGACAACAGUAACAUGUUUUUUUAUCUGUGUCAUUUUUAUCGCUUCUGUUAUCAACAAAUAUAUCUGGCAUAUAAAAUACCAUAUUUAUAUGUGGAGAUACAGACCUAGACAGCUGUUGGAUAUUGCAGAGAAACACUUUGUUCAUGACGCCCUUGUUGCUUACUGUGUAGAAGAUGGAGACUGGGUUUUACAUGAUCUUCUACCUAUCGUGGAAGAAGGUGAAAACAUUACGUUAUGUAUCCACGAAAGGGAUUUUCUUGGUGGAAAACUGAUCAUUGAUAAUAUCGUGCAGCACAUGGAAAGCAGUCGUAAAGUUCUUGUUGUUUUGUCCAAUGAUUUUGCUAGAAGUAAAUGGUGUCAAUUCGAAAUGAGUUUAGCUCAGAAAUUGGUUAUAGAUAGGAGUAUAGAGUCUGUAGUAGUAGUAUUAUUAGAGGAUAUAGAAGCAGUUAAUAUGAGUAAAUCACUGAACGCUCUAUUGAAAACUACUACUUAUAUCAAAUGGCAAGAUAAUGAGAACAAAAAUAUAUUUUGGCAAAUGGUAAAAACAUCACUGAAACGUCAAUAUGAAUUAUAAUAAGAUUAAAGUAUAUCGAUCUGUUUACCGUAGUGGUUUCAUGGUCCGUUGUUCAAUCGCUACAAGAACUCCGCCUAACCCAAUCUGAGACUGUAUCCAUUCCACAUGUUCGAAUACAGAAAUGGAAUAUCACUUGUUGACUGAAUUUGUACUCUACGAAUAUGUUUACUAGAAGUGUAAGUUCGAGCAAUCUGACCUCCUCCUGUAGAUAUAUCAAUCUUUUGAUGGGCCUCUUGUUAAUCUGCUGAAAUCCAAACAGGUAGAUAAUCUAUUGUUGAUAUUGUCAUAGUAUUGUCUGAAUUAAACAGACAUUAUGCAAGAGCUAAAUCUGCUUUUUGUAAUCCUUUCUUUAGACAUGAAAUGUGAUAUAACUUACCAAAACCAUAAUCAACUCUCGAUUUUAUCGGAUGUCUGCGAUAUAAGUAGAUUUAAAUACGUUUUGUGGUCGAUGCGGUUACUGUAACAAUAGAUAAUGUUUAUUAUUGUAACAACGGUAGUAAUGACAAUAGUGGCUUUAUUUGUAUUGCCGAUAUCUAGGCUAGGAGUGAAAUAAUCUGAAUGAAAUUGUCAGUAUAUUCUCUUUUCAUUAUCUAUAUUUUAACUAUUUUAGCAGUUUGAGAACAUCGUAGCGUUAUAUUGUGAAAAAUGUAAAUGACAGACACAAUGUAUGUAUGAUAUAGUGUGGCAAACCUAGUUUCAUUUUGUUAGUAUUGUUUUAUUUAUAGUCUGUAUAAAUAGUCGAGACAAAUAACAUAUAUAAUUAGAUUUAAGUCACUGUAGUUAUAUAUUAUAGUGAGGGACUAUAUUUUAUAAUAUGUUAACCUUAUGAAUACGGAUCAAGCUCACCAAUUAUUUCUACGCCGUCAUCCAGUUUGUGUAUCUCAAUCUCAAGUUUGUCAUGGGCAGGAGGUUGCCACAUGUUGCUCCAACGAAAAUUUAGGGGAAAAAAGCAAGGCCUCAGAGGAGAGAAUUAACAUGGGGAAAUCAUUGGUGAUCUGUGGUCAUAUUAUUUGUAUUAUUAUCUCCCUUUACUUAACUAGCUGAAUUUAAAUGUCUAGAAUGCGAUUAUAAUUUAUAUGCAUAUCCUACGACAUAUUUAACGUAACUAACAUGCAUUUUUGUAUGUCAACUGUUAAAUAAUGUUGAAUUAAUAUUGUUUACAAUGCAAACUUUGUUUGCUUACAGUACAUAUAGUUUAUAAUUUUGCAUGACCCGGGAACGAAAACUCAAAUACAUUGCCAUCGUGUCGCUUCAGCCUGGGUCAGUUGUUCCCACUGUGAUAUCCGUCUCCAGGGCAUCCUUGGUUUCCUCAGUGGUCUCAUUCCGUUCUAUACACUGGGAUAAUCGUUAGGGUCUCCACAUUUCAAGUUAUCGGCCCUGGUCUUGAGUCUACAAACCAAGCCAAAAAACAGACAGUUUACAAACCAGUCUUACUAAUGAAACGGACUUCGUUUCGCGUUCGUUAUUUAUAAGGGUAGAUAAACCUAUUCAUGUCCAUUUACUGAAUGAUUUAUGUAAAUAAUGUAUAUAUUUAUAAUUCAUAUAUAUUUUAAUGUAAUAUCAAAAUCUGUAGUAUGUUUCGCCCAUUUCAAACAUGUAUAAAAUGUAUGUGUUUUACUUUAUUAUAAUUAUUACUAUUCGUUCUUUAUCUGAAAUUUUUCUAAACUAUUUCCAUUGUGUUAUGUUUGUUAUUAUUGAACAUAUAGUUGGUAAUUUAGCGUGUGUUGUGUGGUAGUGUUUUACCUAUGUAAUUUGUGCAGAUCAAUCGCUGAAGGUACUCUGGCCGAUACCAGAUUGUGAAGGAUUGAUUAUUGAUAUUACGAAACCGCCAAAUCAAGACACCAUUCUCAAUACAACUCUUCAAACUAUAUUAUGUAAAUAUCUGUCUGGUCUACAUUUACAUAUAAUAUAAAUAUUGUAAUUUGACGUAAAUAAAUACACA
Patella vulgata (common limpet) is the source of this 3174-nucleotide messenger RNA. Its product is annotated as toll-like receptor 4. Gene Ontology annotation, cellular component: membrane. Gene Ontology annotation, molecular function: transmembrane signaling receptor activity. Gene Ontology annotation, biological process: immune response; toll-like receptor signaling pathway; inflammatory response. NCBI's taxonomy places the organism in Eukaryota, Metazoa, Mollusca, Gastropoda, Patellidae. The record is from RefSeq and is a predicted model, not a curated record. Bases 225 to 1232 code for a protein of 335 amino acids. The transcript has a single exon.